Messenger RNA from Serinus canaria (Common canary), 687 nucleotides. RefSeq names its product nuclear receptor subfamily 2 group E member 1 (gene NR2E1). The record is from RefSeq and is a predicted model, not a curated record. The transcript has 6 exons. Gene Ontology annotation, biological process: anatomical structure development; negative regulation of transcription by RNA polymerase II; cell differentiation. Gene Ontology annotation, molecular function: nuclear receptor activity; zinc ion binding; RNA polymerase II cis-regulatory region sequence-specific DNA binding. NCBI's taxonomy places the organism in Eukaryota, Metazoa, Chordata, Aves, Passeriformes, Fringillidae. Bases 1 to 687 code for a protein of 228 amino acids.
AUGAGCAAGCCGGCGGGAUCAACAAGUCGCAUUUUAGACAUCCCUUGCAAAGUGUGUGGGGACCGCAGCUCCGGAAAGCACUAUGGGGUUUACGCCUGCGAUGGGUGCUCGGGAUUUUUCAAGAGGAGCAUCAGGAGGAAUAGGACCUAUGUUUGCAAAUCAGGAAAUCAGCUGAUGCUUUUGGAAGAUGCUUGGAGAGAACUGUUUGUUCUAGGAAUAGCACAAUGGGCCAUUCCAGUUGAUGCUAACACUCUACUGGCUGUAUCUGGCAUGAACGGUGACAAUACAGAUUCUCAGAAGCUGAAUAAAAUUAUUUCAGAAAUACAGGCCUUACAGGAGGUUGUGGCUAGAUUUAGACAACUUCGGCUAGAUGCUACUGAAUUUGCCUGUCUCAAAUGCAUUGUCACUUUUAAAGCUGUGCCCACACACAGUGGUUCUGAACUGAGGAGUUUCCGAAAUGCUGCUGCCAUAGCAGCCCUUCAAGACGAAGCCCAGCUCACCCUGAACAGCUACAUUCACACCAGGUAUCCCACACAACCCUGCCGUUUUGGAAAACUUCUAUUGCUUUUACCAGCUUUACGUUCAAUUAGUCCAUCUACAAUAGAAGAAGUGUUUUUCAAAAAGACCAUUGGGAAUGUACCAAUUACAAGACUGCUUUCAGAUAUGUACAAAUCCAGCGACAUAUAA